AACAUCCCUAUUGUACUUAUGACAAAAAUGGUGCCCGUUUACCAGCUGGCACUUAUUGUCUGAUGAUAAAAAAUCAUCUCUACAAUUUAAUAAUACACACCUGGAAUGGCGACUGUGCUUGAUUCAAUUAAACGUUAUCAGCAUAUUAUAGAAAGUAAUUCAGACGACGAACAUAAAAUUUUAAAAUGCAUAAACAGAUUAUAUCAUUUGGCCGUAACAGUUCAACACUUACAAGAUACAGGUGUGGGACGGACAAUAAAUGCCCUACGAAAAGACCCUGGAGCAGUGGGCCCUGCAGCUCGCUCUCUUGUUCAGAAAUGGAAGGAGAUGGUGGAAGCAGACGAGAGUGACGAGGAUGGACAUCAAUAUCAUGAAACAUCAACACAUAACGGCCAUGGCAGCGGAAGAGAAUCAGAUGAUAAUGGAAGGCAGGAUUUAAGAUCCAGUAACACUAAUUCUACCUCUAAAAUGAAUGGUACUAACAGUGGAGCGAAGAGGGAAUAUCAGAGUAGCGAGGAUGAAGAGUCUAAUGCAAAAAGGUCAAAAUAUUCGUAUGAUGACCAUAACAAAAAAAGUAGUAAAUCUAGAAAAGAAGAACCUGUGAAAUUAAGAAAAGAUGAUUCUGUUAAAUCGUCAAGAAGAGAACCAGAAUAUGACAGUCAUGAAUCAGAUGCUUCAGAUUCUGACCAGAGUAAUUCUUCAGAGUCUUCUGUUGAAUACAGCAAAAAUAAAAAGCCGGAUAACAAGGAGUCAUCAAGUAAUCACAAAUCGUCAUCUAAACACUCCUCCCACAAUAAUCAUGUUACCGAAAAAAGGGACUCUUCUAGCUCCAAAAAAUCGAGCCAAAAAGAAAGAUACUCUGAACAUCACAGUUCAAGCAGCAAAGAGAGACAUUCUUCUGAAAAAUCAUCAAGUAAAGAGAAGUCUCACAGACACGACAAAGAGAGUUCACACAAACACAAGAGUUCUGAUGAUAAUAAAGAUUCAAUACCUGACAAGAAACAAAAAUCCGAUCAUAAAUUAAGUAGUAAGGAAUCUAAAACUUCAAGUAAACAUAGUAAGUUAGAUGAUAAUAAAUCGCAUAAACAUGACUCCAGUGACAAACAUAAAAGUAGUUCAGAAAAGCAUAUAAGCAAAUCUGACAAACACAGGAGUUCAAGCCAAUUACAAAAUACUGACAAGGAAAAGCAUAAACAACCAGAGCCAGAAGUAACUAAACAUAAAUCAAAGGAUAGUCAUAGCAGUAGUUCCAAGGAGAAACAUAGUUCCUCUAAUAAGGAAAAAUCAAAAGACAAAAAUAAUUCAAGUAGAGAUAAGUCCAGCAGUCACAAUAGUGACAAACAUUCAUCAUCAAGUCACAGUAAAUCAAGUAGUAGUGAACAUAAAAGCAAAUCUGAGAAACAUGAAAUUAAAAGUAGUGAAAAGAAAUCUAGAAGUAAGUCUAGUUCAUCGUCAGAACAUAAAACUGUCAAAUCCAACAGUAAGGCGCAGGAAGAUGUACCAAAGAAAAAGGAUAAUGAAAAUCAUGAAGACAGUGACGAUGGAAUCGAUUGUGGUUCAGGUGCCAGUUUCGCUGAGGCUCUUGGCAUGAUAAGCCCUGCAAAACCCAAAAAGAAAUUACCGCAUAUUAAAGAUAUACAAUCACCCAAUAGUUCAUUUACUAAUGAUUUGAGUCCAGCUGCCCUAUUAGCGCCUACAGCCAAAUUAGCCCCUCUACCAGCAUUAGAGAUUACUGCUUUGCCAGAAAUUUCACCCAAUUACCGACCAAGGCCGCCUCCAAAGGCCCUAAUGCAUUUCACGGAUGAUGAAGCUCUAAAUGCGGGCAUAUCUUCCAAAAACCAAAGAACCAAAGUUUACUCGGGAAAUAAAGUGAUUGGAAAAAUACCAUCACUUUACGAAAUGUGCGUUCACAUACUUCAGGAACAUAUAGACGCUCUCGAAUACGGUGGGGUGCCAUACAAUAUUUUAAAGCCAGUGGUAGACAGAGCAACACCGGAACAGCUGUUCACGCUGGAGCAUUAUAAUCCGUACCUAAUGGAGGACACCGAUCACCUCUGGCAAAGGUUCUGCGAGAAAAGUUUCAGGAACAAACAACGACGUGAAAUGGAGUCCUGGAGAGAAAUGUAUCUGAGAUGCCAAGAAGAACAAGAACACAGAUUGAAAGCUCUAACAGCCAACAUUAAGAUAACACAGGAAGCGAAAAAAGCUCCAAUCAAACAGACAAAAAUGGCUUAUGUGGAUACUGUUGUGAAGCCCCCACGCAAUAUUGCUAGAAAACAAGCGCUGCACGGCACUGCGCACGCGUCGACAGCGAGUCCGGCCGCCAGGGUGGCGUCGCUCGCGUCUGCGCCGAACGUGGCGCGUGCGGGCUCGGUCCGCCCGCCGCCGCCUGUCACUACAUCGUCCUCUUCUGCCCACAAGCCCAAAAACUCUCUAAUGCAAAAAGCGCUGCAAUUCAUGCGAGGGCGCAAACGAUGAUGAUUCUGUUACCACUAAUUUAGUCAUUAAUUGUGAUGUUUAUGAGGCGUGCACGCCAUUUUGAGGACCGCACCAAAUUUAAAAUCUUUUCUGCCUGAAUAGGGUAGUCGGCUUUAAUUAUUUUCCUUUGAUCUAAAAUUUACGCAAUACAUACCUAACACAAAGAAGAAGCCCAUUAAAAAUAAAAAGAUACAGAGUUUUAAAACAAAUGAAAGUGGAAACUCAAAUAACAGAAAAGAGAUAAUAGACAGGUGUGACAAUGCAGAUUGUAAUCAUGCGGGCGUAAGAAAGAAAUACCCAUACCGCGAGCCAACUUUUAUGUAUUGCAAUAUUUGACAUAUGAAUCUCUACCUCAUUUGCUAAUAGUUUUGAUACUAUAUUCAGUUUUUUUUUUUUUUGUUUACUAUCUACUGCGUGUAAAAUAAUCUACAAAAUGACAUUUAGACUCAGUAACUACCCUAUUAUCUCAUUUAUAACCAUAGCCAUACCGCCAUUAGUGUACGUGUAGUGUGUUGGGGUUACGGACUUGAUUCGUACUUCCGGAUAGAUUUAAAAAAAUUACGGUUAAAGAAACUUUAUUAUCUCAUAAGAAUUCGAUUCACUUACAUGAGAUACAAACAAAAUAAAAUAAGUUGAAAAAUUAAGGCUCAAAUUGGCGUACUCGUCUAGUAAUUAGAAUAGGUAGGUGAUUACUUUCCACAUUGAAUGAAAUAUCUACAAAUUGUUGGAAAUACAUGACUGAUUGAAAUAAUCGAAACUAAAUUAUAGCUCAUUUCAUCCACGAAGACGAACCUCACCAUUUUAUGAGCGUAGUGUGCGUGACGCGUGUGCACUCACGCAGCCACGCUGCUCACACACACUGUAAGCGAGUAAUAAAAGUAGGUGAGCGCGUUUUCGUGGAGGAAAUUUUCUAUAUUAUAUUGUAUACUUUUACAAUAAUGAUAUUUAAAUACUAUACACAUCUCACAAAAGGCAAGAUUUAAUGUGAAAAUAA
Messenger RNA from Manduca sexta (tobacco hornworm), 3472 nucleotides. Its product is annotated as transcription elongation factor B polypeptide 3. NCBI's taxonomy places the organism in Eukaryota, Metazoa, Arthropoda, Insecta, Lepidoptera, Sphingidae. The record is from RefSeq and is a predicted model, not a curated record. Gene Ontology annotation, cellular component: nucleus; elongin complex. Gene Ontology annotation, biological process: transcription elongation by RNA polymerase II.